Molecule: messenger RNA, 3719 nt
Organism: Lactuca sativa (garden lettuce)
Lineage: Eukaryota; Viridiplantae; Streptophyta; Magnoliopsida; Asterales; Asteraceae
Product: TMV resistance protein N
Biological process (GO): signal transduction; defense response
Molecular function (GO): ADP binding
Source: RefSeq, a predicted model, not a curated record
UACUCUCUCGAUCUACAUCAACGAUUCUCUUCUCUCUUUUUUUGGUCAACCGGCUUUAGAUGUUUUCGCUCGAGUGGGAUCUUGGCCCAGUGAAUAUCGCCUAUUCUCCUCUCUUCUUAUCCAACUCCUCAACUACCAGGUACAAUAGCUUAAUCUUUAUUUCAAUUUCAUUAAUUUGCUUGAUUUCCUUCUGAGUGUAGAGGAUAUUCAAACAUUAAAAAGUUUUAAUCUUGCACAAAAAAAGCCAUUGUUCUUGAUGUAUAAAGUUGACCAGUUCAAUAAAAUCUUAUGUGUAAGAGCCCAAAUCUAGAUAUGUUCACAUUUUUUCAUCGAAGCGGCAUAAUUUGCAGCAAUAAAGUAUGCCUAGAUGAUUUUGAAAAUUCGUCAGUCUCAGUACUUUUCAAAUUCAAAACUAAUAUUUCUGUUUUUUUUUUAAUAUUCUAGAUCAUAUAUUUUCAGUCGUGGUACUUACUUGUAGAUCAAUCUAUAUAUAGCUCUGUUAUCAAUUUACCGAUUUUGUAAUCGAAAAGAGUCGGGUUUGAUUUUCAAAUCAAGUAUGCGCUGACUGAUUGUAGUCCGUUAGAAGAAAUUUGAAGGCUUUAAGAUUGUUUAAAUGAAGAAUUUUGCUUCCAUCAUGUUGUCAUCAAGCUAUAAAAACAAACUGUUCAUUCUUGUGCUACUUUAACGGGUUGUUGAUCUUUUUGACCUACAAACCAUGGGCAAACAGCAGGAGUUGUUCUUGUGUAGAGGAUAUUAGUAUUGAGAUUGAGAAUGUUUUAUCUGCUAAGUAAUUUCAUAGAAAUUUAAUUAAAUUAUGGAUAUUUAAACAAUUUGGGUUAACAACUCUGUUUUCGGUCUUAGAACUUAUUUGAAAUUAUGGAUUUUAUAAACAAGUUGUGUGGAAAACUUUGAUAAUUGGAAAAUUUGAAUAAGGGCAAUCUCGUAAUUUUCACAUCUUGUUUUGUUCUGUUCAAACCUAAUCAAACCCAUUUACACAUCAUGUUCACCUUAUCCGUGCUAGAUCCAUUCCCUUGUGGCAAUUCAUUUCAUUCAGGUAUACCUUCAAUGGCGUCUUCUCCAAGUUCAUCAAUUCACAAGAGCUUUAAGUAUGAUGUGUUUUUGAGUUUCAGAGGUGAAGACACUCGUACAAACUUCGUAGAUCAUCUGUAUCAUGCUCUUCAGCAGAAAAGCAUUCACACUUAUAAAGACAACGAAAAAAUCAAAAAAGGAAAAAAGAUUAGUGAUGAGCUCAUCGGAUCCAUUGAAGACUCAAAAUUCUACAUCAUUGUUUUCUCCAAGAACUAUGCAUCUUCAUCUUGGUGUUUGGAUGAACUUGUGAAGAUAAUGGAAUGUCAUAGAACAACCGAGCAUACUGCCUACCCUGUUUUCUAUGAUGUGGAACCUUCUGAAGUCCGCAAACAAAGUCGGGCAAUUAAAGAAGCCUUUGCAGAACAUGAAAAGGAAGAGGCUGCUGGGAAAUGGAGAGAGGCUUUAAAAGAAGCAUCAGAUCUGGCUGGAUGGGAGUUGAAGAAUACUGCUAAUGGGCAUGAAGUUGAAUUCAUCCAAAAAAUUGUUGAAGAACUUUUGCUAGAGCUACGUUCCAUUAGUUUCAACAUUGAUGAAAAAUUUGUAGGAAUGGAGACCCGGAUCAAGGAUGUUAUAUCAUCUUUAGGAACUGGUUUUAAUGAUGUCCGCAUGAUUGGGAUCAAGGGGAUGGGAGGUGGUGGGAAGACAACUUUGGCCAGAGCUGUUUUUGAUCAAAUAUCCUUUCAGUUCGAAGGUAAAAGCUUCGUGGAGAAUGUGAGGGAAGCUUCAAAUGCUUCUUUGUUCGGUUUGAAGUCGUUGCAAAAUCAAAUCCUUUCAGAUGUGACAAAUGAUAGAGGCGUCAACAUUAGUAAUGUUUAUGAAGGGGUACACAUAAUGAAGAGGACGAUGCGUGAUAGGAAGGUUCUUGUUGUUCUAGAUGAUGUGGAUCAUAUAGACCAGCUUGAGGCGUUAGCUGGUGAGCUUAAUUGGUUUAAGCCUGGAAGUAGAAUUAUCAUUACAACAAGAGAUGAGCAAGUGUUGGUAGCACACAGAGUCAAGUUUAUUCGCGAUGUCACUCUGUUAUCGGAUAAAGAAGCACUUUGCCUCUUCAGUAGGCAUGCGUUCGGGAGAGAUUUUCCAAUUCAAGGGUUCGAAGAGCUGUCUGGACAAGUUGUACGUUAUGCUGCUGGUCUUCCUUUGACAAUCAAAGUUCUGGGCUCGUUUCUUUGUGGUAAAAAUGAGCCUGAAUGGGUAGAUGCCCUAAAAAGACUAAAAAAGAUUCCAUUAGCAGAAACUAUGAAGAAAUUAGAAUUAAGCUAUAUUGGUCUAGAGGAGGAUUACAAGGAAAUAUUCCUAGAUGUUGCAUGCAUCUUGAAAGGUUGGCAGAAAGACAAUGCAAUCAAAGCGCUUGAAAGUUGUGGAUUUCAUGCUAGAAAUGGUUUAAAAGUUCUUGAGCAAAAAUCUCUCAUAACUAUUGAUGGUCAUUCUAAUUAUAAAUGGGUGAACAUGCAUGACCAUAUUGAAGAAUUGGGCAGGAAUAUUGUUCGUCGGCUGCACCCAGAUAAACCUCACAAACAUAGCCGAUUGUGGAUUAACGAAGAAGUUGAAGAUAUAUUGGCUAACGAUUUGGGUACUAAAGCAACAAGAUGUCUACAAUUUUACACAGAGAAACUCAAUCCACAUACUGUUAUAAAAGGUCUUGGAAAGAUGAAGGAGCUUAGACUUCUUUCUGUGGUUCUUGGAGAUUGUUUCCGUAAUUUGGAAUUUAAUAUAGUUAGCCCAGACUUUCCAGAUGCUUUACGAUAUCUCCGUUUGAACUAUUACCCUUACAAGUCUUUGCCCAAAACUUUUCAAGCAAAUAAUCUUGUUGCAAUUGAGAUGGAUGUCAGCAAAAUCGAACAACUUUGGGAAGGGGGAGAAAAAAAGGUUCUUAACAAGCUCAGAUUCCUUGACCUUAAUCGUUCAAUGUUGAGUACCCUUGACCUCGGGCUUACUCCAAAUCUUGAGAAGUUGAAUCUUGGAGAAUGUUCCAAUUUGGUAGAACUUCAUAUCCCCAUUGGAUGUUUAAAGCUCAUAUCUAUCAACCUUAGAAAUGCAAGGUUGAAGACCCUUGACCUUCGUUUGGCUCCAAAUCUUGAAAAGUUGAUUCUUGUUGAAUGCAAUGAUUUGGAAGAACUCCACAUGCCCCAUAGAUGUCUAAAUCUUGAAUACCUACUACUCUCUAAUUCAAAGUUGAGGACCCUUGACAUUGGGUUGACUCCGAAUCUCAAGUAUUUGGAUCUUAAAAACAGUUAUUAUUUGGAAGAACUUCACCUGGCCGAUCAAUGUCAAAAGCUCACAAACCUCGACAUUAGUCAUUCAAAGUUGAGGAGCCUUGACCUUAGGUUGACUCCAAAUCUCAAUGGGUUAGAUCUAAGUUAUUGUUGUAAAUUGGUAGACCUUCACACCCCCAUUGGAUGUCUAAAAAAGCUUGUCUACGUAGGCUUAAAUGGUUGUUUGAGGUUUAAAUCUUUUUUGUUUAACAUGAAGGAUUGUACUUGUUGUAGUGUGGAUGAAUCACUUGAGGUUGGUCUUUUAUCUGAGUUGCAUCUGAUUGUGGAGUCCCUAGAAAGAUGUCCAUUUCACCUGUAAAUACAUGCCAAAGUUUCUGUUUAUAUGUUUUUGUAAAGUAGAUCGACACUCAUUGACUAGAA